AUGUUCAUAGUCGUCCAGUUCCACGAGCAGCUGAAAAUGGAAAUCCAAGAUGGCCGACAAUUUAAGCCGUUCAAAGAAACUUACCGCUAUUGUUUCUUUGCAUUGGCAAUAUCCUUAUUCUAUCCCAACAAAAACAACGUGAAGCAGCGAAUAAUUAUUAUUAUACUUUUAACUUGCAUCCACUCUUUUAUGCUCUCGUGGUUUUUUAUAUACACGAUAAAAUGUUUGCUCGCGUUGGAUUUGUUCAACACGGCCAGAAAUAUUACUUUGGGUGUCCUCAUUUCUUUGUACUUUAUCAAAUUCUUCUACAGUAUUUACAAGACGAAAGUAUUUUGUAAGGUGUUCGAUAAAAUCUCGAGUGAUCUCGACAAAGCCAACACCAUGAAUGGGUGCUGCCAGGAGAUCGUUAAGGAGUACAUAAAGAAGGCAAAAGUGGGGGAGAUAAUAUGGAUUUUUAUUCCGAUUCUGUUAACAGCCCAAUUUCCGCUUUAUGCUGCUGUAAGGAACGCUUAUUACACUUUAAUCAGCGAUGAAAUACAAAGAGUGAUGGUGCACGAGACGGAUCUCAUGGGGAUAGAGGAUAAGCAGUAUGAGACUCCGUAUUUCGAGGUUAUAUUCGCAUACAAUUCGUCCCAAGCUGUUCAAGUAGGUAUUAGUUUCAUAGGAUUCGACGGCUCCUUCUGCAUAGCCUCUACGCAUUUGCGGCUUAAACUUAAGCUGCUGGUUCAUAAGAUGAAUGCCGCGUUCAACAGAGCAGUGAGUAGAGAUGAUUUGAAAACUAAACUGAAAGAAAUCAUCAGAGGUCACCAAGAAGUUCUGGAGUUCCAUCAGGAUUUGCAAAACGGAUACGGCGGCUGGAUGUUCAUGAUAUUUGGGAUGACUUCUAUCACUAUGGCUUUAAAUCUGUACUUGAUAUACGUGCUACAGAAGAUGGAUCCGAAAUACGUGACGUUUACUAUAAGCUGCAUAAUUCACAUGUUAACGCCAUGUUACUAUAGCAGUCAAAUUAUCAAGGCAAGUGAAGAAACAGCGGUGGACUUUUUUUGUGUGAACUGGGAGAAAUGGGAGGAUAACUCCAUCACCAAGAUCCUUAUUUUCAUGAUUGCGCGUGCGCAGCAGCCCAUGGUGCUGACCGGGAUGGGCGUGGUGUACUUCGACAUGCAGCUGUUCAUCUCUGUCAUGCAGUUCUCUUAUUCCUUCUUUACUCUUAUCACAAAUUAA
Aricia agestis (brown argus) is the source of this 1221-nucleotide messenger RNA. RefSeq names its product odorant receptor 4-like. Gene Ontology annotation, biological process: detection of chemical stimulus involved in sensory perception of smell; sensory perception of smell. Gene Ontology annotation, molecular function: olfactory receptor activity; odorant binding. Gene Ontology annotation, cellular component: plasma membrane. The transcript is spliced from 3 exons. Lineage: Eukaryota; Metazoa; Arthropoda; Insecta; Lepidoptera; Lycaenidae. The record is from RefSeq and is a predicted model, not a curated record. Bases 1 to 1221 code for a protein of 406 amino acids.